UCUGACCCACCUGUCACGAGCUCGGCCCUUUCUCAUCCCACUCUCACCAAUUGAUUCCUUGGAAUCGCCGGCGGCGAGAGCGACGGGGCCGCCCGCCGCCGUGACCAUUGGGAGGCGAUCCGAGGGCAGAAAGCUAACCUUCUUCAAGCGCCGGAUUCUUUAAGCGCCGCCGCAACGAGCCUACCCUUGCGGCAGCCCCUAUCGGAGCCCCCUCCGAAGCUGCCGCGCCCGCCACAGAUGGCUCUGCACAUCUCCUCCUCCUUCCGGGCCCUCGCCGCCCCCGCCCGCUCUGCCUGCCUUUGGAAUUCCAUGGAAUGCCGCAGACUCUGAGGUGCGGUUGGCAGAGGAGGAGGCGGCGCUGCCUGCGCCGGCUGGUGGCGGCCGUCACGUCUGGAGGCGCGGACGGGGAUGCUUUCCACGAGUCCCAGUCGGCUCUUGCCGCACUCAGGGAUGCCGAGCUGGGCCGCCGUAAGGAUACAGUCCCAGUUGGUGCCGGAGCAGUCCCUCUGCCCAUCUCGUCGGAGAUCCUACUGAUGUUCCAGCCGAAAUCAAGAUGAGUACCUCCAGCGAUUUUUGUCUCUGACUGCUGCUACUGAGGGUUGAUUACUCAACAUUUCGUUCAGAUUGUGCAUGGCCAUACAUGGCCUCAAUGGAUAGUGGUACUAGUUAUUAUGUUAGUAGAAUUUUUACUUAUGGCGGUCGACCUAAUCAACCCAAAUACUCCGUUGAGUACAAAACAUAUUUUUUUGUGUUUACUAUGGAAUGAAGGUUACAGAUUGGAGUAAUAAUUUGCCGGAGGACCAAUGCAGUAGUAGCAGGCUAUAAGCUGUAGAAACAAAGUAGAGUUGAAUGUAUCUUGUUUGCAUACCACACAAUGAAUCUAAGAGGAUUGGAAGUGGGGCCAUGGUUUCACAGACUCAAAAGUUUUGCCGUCUAAUUUAAGAGCAGUAAAUAUAACUGGUUAUGCUACUUUUAGCUGUGGAUCUGACGAUGGUAGUAGUCUUUCCAUUUCUUUGUUUACAUGAUUUAGAUUAUGCAUAUCUUGGUGGCUGUUUUUAGUAACAGAUUUAAAUUACUCUGGAUAUGAUGUUUCAGAUAUGCACAUAUCCUAUACCUUGCGAGAUACCAUACAACAUGUUUCGGACGGUUAGUGUAUAAUAUUACUUACUCUGAGAUUGAAUUUUAUGUUCAGUGUAUCGAAAGAAGAAUACUGGCAUGAUUAGAGAUGAAAAGAUUACAAAAUAGAAACCUAAGGGAUAAAUAGCACAUGCUUAUUCUUCAAUCAGGAGCUAGAAAUCAAUUGGGAGUCGGAUGAUUCUGUAGGGCGGCUCGUUUAGCUGGUGUGGUUUUUUUUUGUAGAACUGGUAUCUGUUCUGUUGAGGCAGGCACUGCGUAAUUCCUUCCCAAUUUUUCUCUUUUGUUUUUAGCUGCUUUUCCCGGUACUUCCAGUGAUGAGAACUGUAAUAAACUAUGUUUGAACUUGUGUGCUUUCUAUAAAGCCGGGCCAAAAUGCCUUUUCUCUAAAAAAAAUCAGGAGCUAGAAACUACCAUCAUACCUUGCUGAGCUGAAACUGCGGCGAAUUGGAGAAUCGAAUACACUAGCAGUAUCAGGCUUGUUGCCGCUUGCUUCUUCAGGGCGCAGUUCUUCAGGCUGCCUGCACUUGGUGGUUAGGAAGCACACAUUCUGCUUCUUUCUACUCCUAGUACCUUAACAAUAAGUAACUCUACAAUAUGUUUGGCUUAAGGAAAUUUACAUGUAUGCAGCCCAAGAAGCUGUGUGAAGCUCACAUAAUGCUCAGUCUCUAGAGACAAUGGGAGGGGGAAAAGAUGUGUUACCUUCUAUUGUCUGAAUAUUCUUUUUACGAUGCUUGUUUUUUCUGAAUUUCAGUACUAUCCUAGACUCUGGACGGAACCUUGCGUCAUCUAGACAAGCUAUGAGUACCCGUUCGUUUUGUGCUACUCUGCUCUUUGCGACAACACUACAGUUCAUAUAUGAAGGCAGGGAGCCUUUGCGUAAUCUCGUUGAAUGUUUGAUGACCGGUUACUCAAGCUUCAGAUAAAAGAGAGAGAAUACCCGAAAUACCACACCUGAAAACCGAAAGUGCCAGAAUACCACAUUUGAAAAUCAAAAGUGCUAAAAUACCACUCAUUUUCGGUUUUUCGUCAGUGGCAAAAUAGCAUCGAAUAGGAGGGCCGAAGGGAUCGGGCCAGGUUUGGACCUAUUUUUUUGUGUCUCGGCCCGUUACCCCCUGCAUCUUGAGGUCUUCCUCGGACGCACAGAGGCGCCCAGUCACACUCCACAGUCCUCACCAGACCCCUCCACUCCCAAAAACCCUCCUCAGACCAAGACGGCAAAAUCCGUCCCCCGAGCUCGUCCGGGAAGGAUCCGGCCGCCGCUGCCACCACAAACCCUCCCUUGCUAACCAUACCACCGCCCGCGCGCCGCCGUCAAAUCGACUUGAAGAGAGAGAGGCCCAAGCAGCAGGAUGCCGCGCGCGCUGAGGGGGAGGAAUGCGGGCCGGCGUGAUUAGGCGAGGCGGUGGCGGCGCGUUCGGUCGGAUCUGCGCCGAGGCCGAGUCGGCGCUCCACUCCCGCUGAGUCGGUGCCGCUGGACGCCGUUCCUCAGUGCCCCAAGGAGAGGAGAUGGGGCCCCUGCUCCGGUGGCUCGGCCUCUUCGCGCCAAGCGUGAAGGCAGCGACGGCGACACUGCAGCUGCUCGCGCGCCGGAUGCCUCGGCACGCCUCACGCUCACAGGGCGAGAGGGCCGCACCAUGGACGGAGCUCCCGCCGGAGCUGCUGGGCCUCGUCUUCUCACGCCUGCCCUCCCAGGCCGACCGCGUCCGCGUCCGCGCCGUCUGCCGCCCGUGGCGCUCCGCCGCGCGCCUGCAGCCGCUGGCCCCGCCGCUACCCUACCUCCUCCGCCGCGACAACACCCUGCUCGCCCUCCCCGACGGCGCCCUCCACCGCCCGCCCGUCGACUGGCGCGGCAUCGACCUCCGCGUCUCCGCCGGCGGCGUGCUCUUCCUCAAGGACCGUUUCUGCCGCUGCUACCUCAUGGAUCCUUUCUCUAGGUCCAGGGAGACCACCCCUCAAAGGAUCAACCUCUCCGACCGCCUCCACGACCCGCCUCACCGUGGCCACCGCGGGAUCCGCAAGGUGGUGGUGUCUCACCACAUUGUCGCUGUUCUGCACAAGGGCAAGGUACAUUUCUUUCCACGACGUGAAGGGCCCUACCCAACCAUGGUAUGGACAACCCCUGGGAACACCCAUUUCGCCGUCGACAUUGCGCUCUUCCAAGGGAAGCUCUGCGUCCUCACGGAUAAGUACCCUUACGACGGUUCCGAGCUGCCGGAGCUCCAUCUGUUGGACAUCCGGUUCUUGGACAUCAGCCAUAGGCAGACCCACAUCCGGUCAGUCAAGUGCAUACAGGGCGUGCCAAGAAACCCCAUGGACCCUGCCCUGCCCCUGCCUGCCAACCAAAGGCGCUGCUUCUUCUUCUACCUCGUCGUGUCCGGCGACCGGCUGCUGAUGGUGGAACUCCCCUCCGUUCAAGGAUCAACGCAGUUCGAGGUUUGGGAGUGGGUGGAUCAGAUUGACUCUCGUGGGAGCUGGAGCAAGGUGCAUACACUGAUGGGGCGAACCCUCUUCGUCAGCGCACACUGCUCUCGCUCGCUUCCUGCAAAUUCUGCGGCUCCGCAAGAUUGCAUCUACUAUGUGCCUGAGCGGAUGGCGAAUCCUCCUCAGGAUGACUGUAUUGUGUACAACGUCAAAGAUAGGAAAAUGGAGCAACUGCCAUCCAAGGUGACGGCGGCCAUGAAGGUGAUGAAUCCCGACCCACGAUGGCACCCGACUUGGCUUUUCCCAGCCGAUGAUUGAGUGAUGUACAAUUUCAAGGUGGGAUCGAUGAUGCUAGUGUACAUCCCGUAGUAUAUGUCCUCCCUCGUUUAACUAAUUAACUUGUCUUGACAAUGUGUGUCAGUUGGGCAUUGCCCUUGUAAAAAGUGGUAAGGUGCAGAAAAAAAAAACUUCUAUUUGGACAAGAGGAAAUUUGGAUUGUAUGCCAACCCGGUUAUGUUACUUAGUUAACAUGUUCGCAGUGUAGGCUCAGCUGCAAGCAUGUAUUGGCAAUACUCUAGUGAACCUGUAGGGAUCCAUAAGCUAAUCUUGUAUUCAGUUUGUUGGCUAUGCAGUCAGCUUAUCGAAUGA
Messenger RNA from Lolium perenne, 4206 nucleotides. RefSeq lists its product as uncharacterized. Gene Ontology annotation, molecular function: protein binding. The record is from RefSeq and is a predicted model, not a curated record. NCBI's taxonomy places the organism in Eukaryota, Viridiplantae, Streptophyta, Magnoliopsida, Poales, Poaceae.